Stegostoma tigrinum is the source of this 5987-nucleotide messenger RNA. RefSeq names its product N-acetylneuraminic acid phosphatase (gene nanp). Bases 11 to 763 code for a protein of 250 amino acids. The transcript is spliced from 2 exons. The record is from RefSeq and is a predicted model, not a curated record. Gene Ontology annotation, molecular function: hydrolase activity. NCBI's taxonomy places the organism in Eukaryota, Metazoa, Chordata, Chondrichthyes, Orectolobiformes, Stegostomatidae.
UGCCGGUGCGAUGGCUGCUGAAGGAAGUGGAUGUGGCAUUGAUGCGCUUUUAUUCGACUUGGAUAACACACUGAUCGAUACCGCCGGGGCCGGGAGGCAAGCGGGGCAGCAGGUAAAGGAUCUAUUAAUAACACAACAUGGUUACGAAGAGUCUGCUGCUCACCUCGUCAUUGAGAAGUUUUAUUUGAAGUUGGAGAAUGGGCAUCCUAAUUCCUCUCUGGAGAGGGAUGUUGAUAAAGAGCGCACAUUACUUUUUGAAUUGGCUAUACAAGAAACAAAGGGGAGUAAACCAGACAAGAGGUUGGCUGCUGAAUGUUAUCUUCUGUGGAAAAAUACAAGACUCAACCAUCUCCAUAUUCCCGACAAGACGAAAGCCAUGUUGAGGAAGCUACGUCAGUCCUACAAGUUGCUUUUACUAACCAAUGGGAGUUCCGCAGUACAAAGGGAGAAGAUUAAUGUUUGCCAAUGUGAGCAGUACUUUGACAUGAUAGUUGUCGGUGGGGAACAGCCAGAGCAGAAACCAGCCAGUUCUAUAUUUCAACAAUGUUUCAGGCUCUUGGAGGUGAAGCCUGGUGCUUGUGUGAUGAUUGGUGAUGAUCUAAAGACUGAUAUUAAAGGUGGGGUGAAUGCUGGUGUUAAAGCAACUAUCUGGAUAAACAACAAUAAUCUAAAACCUCACAGAGAAAGUGCAAUGCCUGACUAUACUGUGAAAUCAGUUCUAGAAGUUAAGGAUAUUUUAGAAAACAUUAAAGAUAAAGUUUAACUAGGAACAGUAUAGUCCUUCUAUAUACUUUACCUACUUUAAUGGGAAAAAUGCUUAAAAGGUGAAGUUUAAGGAUGUACUCUAGACUUUUCUAUCUUAAUUACUUGGCAGACUGGUAUCUAAUUUUCAUACGUACAUCAAACCAUUACCCAAAUCAAAUAAUAAAUAAUUGCCUUCCAAAAAUACAAUUUAAAAAUAUAGUGGAUCUUUAAAUUUUAAAGCUCAGUUGUAGAAGGUUAGAAUUCUUUGAAGAGGUAACAAGUAUGUUAGACCAGGGAAAUCCAGUAGAUGUUAUCUAUCUAGACUUCCAAAAGGCCUUUGACACGGUGCCUCAUGGGAUGCUGCUGAGCAAGGUGAGGGCCCAUGAUGUUCGAGGUGAGCGACUGGCUUGGAUUGAGGAUUGGCUGUCUGACAGAAGGCAGAGAGUUGGGAUAAAAGGCUCUUUUUUGGAAUGCAAACAGUGACAAGUGGUGUCCUGCAGGGUUCGGUGUUGGGGAUUGCAACUGUUCACCUUAUAUAUUAAUGAUCUGGAUGAAGGGACUGGGGGCAUUCUGGCGAAGUUUGCCGAUGAUACGAAGAUAGGUGGACAGGCAGGUAGUACUGAGGAGGUGGGAAAACUGCAGAAAGAUUUAAACAGUUUAGGAGAGUGGUCCAGGAAAUGGCUGAUGAAAUUCAACGUGAGCAAAUGUGAGGUUUUGCACCCUGGAAAAAAAGAAUACAAGCAUGGACUAUUUUCUAAAUGGUGAGAAAAUUCGUAAAGUAGAAGUACAAAGGGAUCUGGGAGUGUUGGUGCAGGAUUCUCUAAAGCUUAACUUGCAGGUAGAGUCUGUGAUUAAGAAAGUGAAUGUAAUGUCGUUUUUCUCAAGAGGGUUGGAAUAUAAAAGCGGUGAUGUGCUUCUGAGACUUUAUAAAGCUCUAGUUAGACCCCAUUUAGAAUACUGUGUCCAAUUUUGGGCCUCACACCUCAGGAAGGACAUACUAGCCCUGGAGCGUGUCCAGUGGAGAUUCACGCAAAUGAUCCCUGGAAUGGUAGGUUUAACGCAUGAUGAACAGCUAAGGAUCCUGGGAUUGUAUUCAUUAGAGUUUAGAAGGUUGAGGGGAUAUCUAAUAGAAACUUACAAGAUAAUGUAUGGCUUAGAAGGGGUGGAUGCUGGGAAGUUGUUUCCAUUAGGUGGGGAGACUAGGACCCGUGGGCACAGCCUUAAAAUUAGAGGGGGUAAAUUUAAAACGUUAAUGAGACAACGUUUCUUCAGCCAGAGAGUGGUGGGCUUGUGGAAUUUAUUGCCACGGAGUGCAGUGGAGACUGGGACGUUAGAUGCCUUCAAGGCAGAGAUCGACAAAUUCUUGAUCUCAAAAGGAAUCAAGGGCUACGGGGAGAGUGCAGAGAAGUGAAGUUGAAAUGCCCAUCAGCCAUGAUUUAAUUGGCGGAGUGGACUUGAUGGGCCGAAUGGCCUUACUCCCACCCCUAUGUCUUAUGGUCUAAGAGAUACAAGAGUGUUGGAGUUUUUAAACUUUACAAUUUUAAAGAAUAAAAUUUUAGAAAUUUCAAACAUUCUUAAAUACAUGGAACUAAAUUAGUCAUUUGCUAUCAAUGCUAAUAUAUUAAUUUGACAAAAAUAACAAUGACAAAAGGGAAGUUAUUUUAACUGCAGGACAUUAAUCUUUGUUUUUAGAAUGUAGUCAGGCAGCAAUUAAUUUGUGGCCAUUAUCAGGAAAAGCAACAUGGUCUAAAACCAGUAUUCACAAAGAACAGAAAUCAGAUUGGAAACCAUUUGUUCUUUAAUUUCUGUGAUCUUGAUUUUGUUUUAACUUUGUACAAGAUUUAUGCACAUUUGUUUGCUUUCUAUUUUAAAAGUUCAUGUUUUCCAGUGUAUGAGAUUUUAAGCUGCAGAAUUGUGAUAUCUGAAGUAUCAUCUCAGCCGAGUAACUGUGUUUUAGUGCUGACCAUACUGAGUGAGGCACCAGAUCCCAGCGGAUGUCAGCCAGAUUAGAGGUUGCACAUUGGCAACCCAGUCACAAGAAGGUGGACCAAGUUAUCUUUCAGCUCAUCCUUCACUGAGAACAGUUUUGAGGCAGCCAAUGGUAUCCAUGAAUGAACCAACUACCAACAAUCAAUAAUCAAUGCCCUUUUCAAAUGAUGAAUAGGCAUUGAAGAAGUGACUUUUUUUCCCUUUAAAAAUACCCUUAAAUUGUGAAUAAAUUAUUUCACAGAAUUAUUUCAAAUGUAUUCAGGCUUCCUAAUCAUUAACUGUUAUAAAGGUUUAUGAAACAGUUUAUGAAAAGACAUGAUAGUGUAGAGAGGGGAACCUGAGGGUAGAAAUAGGACAGAAUCUGGUUGAGGUGUAGGGUGUUUCACCUACCAGCUAGAGUGUCAGUGAAAGACCUACAUUGUUUCUGUUUGGGAAGGCUUGCUAAACCAUGAGCCAUUAAGGCCAUGGCCAGAGAUUGAAGUUUUGCCAGAAUCAGUACUUUGGGGACAGUAGGCUUCUCUUGCUGUUCAUUUGGCAGGCUAAAGCUACUGCCAGAUCAACAGAGACCAGAGUUUCAGCAUCGAUAGAAGAUGCAGGCCACUAUAUCAGUACAAAAAAACAAGCAGAGGUGUUGUAACCAUCUCCAACCACAAGUGCCAAGUGGCUAUUCAUUGUGGCCUCUACUUGAGGGGACCCAGCAUCAGAGAUGCCAUUUUUGGCAAGUUCGGUUCACUCCAUAUGAAUACUGAAAAGACCAUGAGUCCAAGCAGCAUUCUAAAAAUAUUAGGGAAGGUCUGUGCAACAGCAUUAGCCAUACCCCAAGCCAAGCUGUUCCAGCACAACACUGAAGGGGAAAAGGUGGAGCAGUGGUAUUGUCACUGGACCAAUAAUGCUGUAGUGAGAUAAAGUUCCACCAUGGUAGUUGAUGAAGUUUCAAUCAACAAAAAUCCUUGUAAAAGCUAGCCUAAUGGCUACCAUUGAUGAUUGUUGUAAAAAAAAUCUGGUUCACUAAUAUUCUUCAGAAAAACAAGUCUUCCAUGCUUAUUUGAGCUGGCCUACAGCUGACUCGAGACCCACAGCAACAUGGGUGCCUCUUAGCUGCUCUCUAAAACUGCCCUAACAAUCUAGUCAGUUCAAGUGGGGAUGUACAAUAGUGACCCCAAACCCAUAAUCAAAUAAAAACAACUACCCAAAAAUUGUCCAGGUAAGUCAUGUCCACAAAAAGCAAGACAAAUGCACCAAGCCAAUUAAUGCCCUGCGAGUUUGCUCUCAGACAUCAGCAAAUUGCUGUAACAGUUCUAUCGAGCAGUACUUGCUCAGUAAUAACCUGCUUAAUGGGAAGAGUUUGAUUUCUGCUGAGGCCAGUCAGCUCCUGACCUUGUUACAGCAUUGGUCCAAAAGUGGACGAAUGAGCUGAACUGAAGAGGUGAGGAGACAGUAAUUGCUCUUGACAUCAUGCAGCAUUUGGCUGAGUAAGGCACUGAGCCUAGCAAAAUAAGAGUCAAUGGGAUUCAGGGAAAAUCUCUCUACUGAUUGGGAUCAUACCUGGUGGUUUGAGGUCAAUCAUCUAACCCACAAGACAUUACUAGAGAGUAGCAUCUUAUAAAUCCUAACAUACUGGAGCAAUCGGAGUCCAAAUACAGCAACCUGGACAACAUACAGGCUUGGUCUUACAAUUGCCAGUUAACAUCAGAGCUUCAAUGCCAGGCAGUGAUCAGAAACUAAAAUGAACCAGACAUUUGAAAGCUGUGGCUACAAGAGUACAUUAGAGGCUGGAAAUUCUGAGCCAAGUAAUUCUCCCAAAGCAUGUUUAUCAUUUGCAAAGCACAAGUCAGGAGCAUGAUGGAAUACUUUUCACUUGCUUGGAUUAGUAUAGCUCCAACAACACUCAAGAGCUUUGACACCAUUUAGAAUAAAGCAGUCCAUUCAUUAAAACUUUUAUCCACCACUUUGAACUUUCAUUUAGUGUACACUAUCUACAAAGUGCACAGCCCAAUCACCAGGACUGCAUCAAUAGCAAUUUCCAAAAGUGCAGAUGUAUGGGAGUGCUAUUGCCUGUAAGUUCCUCUGCAGGCCCCACACCAACCUGACUUGGAACUAUGCCUCCAUUCCUUCGAUAUUGCAGGGUUUAAAUCUAGGAACACUUCCCAACAGCUCUGAUGUACCAACACCCCAUAGACUGCAAAAAUUCAAUGUGGUAGCUCACCAUCACCUUGUGAACGACAAUUAGGGAUAGGCCACAAAUGCUGCUCUAACUGAUGAUGCCACUAUCACUUGAAAUGAAUUAAACAAAAUUGGGACUAUACUCUCUGGACCUUAGAAGAAUCAGGCAUCCUUACGGAAGCACACAGCAUUCUGAAGGGGUUUGAGAAGGUAGGUAUUGAGCAAUGGCUUCUACUAGCCAGUGAGUCUAAAGCAUCAGAGCACAGCCUCAUGCUAAGAGGCUGAUCAUUCACAAUUGAGAUGAGAAUUUACUCCACUCAAAGGACAUCAUGAAUCUUUGGAAUUCUUUAUUCCAGCUGAUUAUGGAUGCUCUAUCUUUCAAUAUUUUAAGAUUAAGAUAGAUUUUUAGUCUCAGGAAAUUUAUGGAUUUGUAGAGCAAUAAAAGUGGGUGGAAGCUCAAAUCAGCUACAAUAAUAUUUCAUGGCACAGCAGACUGGAUGGGUCAGUUCCCAGUUAAACAAUGCUUCAGUUUUAAAAUUCUCCCACUUGUUUUCAAAUCCUUCUAUGGUCUUUACCCUCCAUUUCUCCAUAAUGUACUUGAGACCUACAACUGAGUCAACAGCAUUUCUCUAAUUCUGGCCUCUUGAACAUCCCCAUUUUUAACUGCUGUCCCAUUGAUGGCCAUGGUUCCUGUUGUAUAACAGCAUAAGAGUCUCAGAGUUCAUUCUGAAGAGUACAUUAAGCACGGCCCAAUAUGAUAUCACAGACUGGAGCAAAAAACAAAACACCUUUGGGCUUCAAAGGUAUAAAGACCUAACAUUGCCGUCUCCCUCAGUCUUAUACCAGUUCAUUCAUACCAACAUAAAAACUGUACCUUGUGAUUUAUUGCAUGAUAACUUCUGUGUGUUUAAGAGGCACUUCUUGUUAGACUACCACGUUUUCCUCUUCUACACAAGGCCAUCAACGUCCUGUAUAUCCAUACCAAGAAAGAGAAUGGCAUCAGUAAGUCUACUUGACGAUUGUUUUUUAUAAAAAAAAAUUAAUGGGAUAUGAGCAUUGUUGUCUGGCCAUUAUUUAUUGCCGAUCUCAGA